GAAGUUUUCGAAACCAAUACUUGAGUAGAAGUAUAGGCUAGCCUAGAUAUUUCACCGAGCAGAAAAUGACUCCGGAGGAAAACAACCUAGGGUCUAUUUAUGCAUUGAUUACAGGAAAGAGAGAACCUUGGACCAUGGAUGACAUGGAGGAAAAGCCGCUGAUCUCUGGCUGUAACGAGACUGAAAUGCACCAGGUUGACCUGAGAUUGAUCUUGAAAGAAGAAGACAUAAAAGAGGAGGAGUAUGGUCAUAUGAUAUCAUGUCCGGUCAAAGAUGAAGAAGAAGAAAAGCCUUUUGCAGAACGUCACUGUAAAAUUGAAAGAGACGAAACCGACGAUACCGACUCUAACGAUGAAACACUACAGACACCAGCGGAGAUUGAAGUGGAGAUUGAGGAGGACGAGCAGCAUGAUUACCAGCUGGAAAGUCUACCAGAACACCCACAUGUAAUGCAGCAGAAGAUCCAUGGACAGAAUGAUGAACUCAACCUGCAACUCGAAAGAAGACUGCACCACUGCACAGUCUGCAGGAAGAGCUUUACAGCCCUUACUGAACUUGAGAAACACCAGCAAAAACACGCUACUAGUGUUUCACAAACACAGAGGACAAGCAAAUCUCAGAUGCUAAUUCACACAGGAAAAAAAGCUCAUAAAUGUGCCUCUUGUGGAAAGGUUUUUCAAGCACUUUCGAAACUUAAGAGUCAUAUGGUAAGACACAGUGGAGAAAAACCAUAUAAAUGUGUCCAGUGUGGAAAAGCAUUUGCUAACCCUUCAUAUAUUAAAAUCCACAUGCUAACUCACACUGGAGAGAAGCCUCAUAAAUGUUCCCAGUGUGGAAAGACUUUUAGAACCUCCCAAGAUCUUCAGCGGCAUAAGUUUACACACACUGGAGAGAAGUGUCAUAAAUGUGUCCAGUGUGGAAGAGCAUUUUCACGCUCUUCUUAUCUUAGCAGACACAUGCUAACGCACACUGAAGAGAAGCAUCAUAAAUGUUCCCAGUGUGGAAAAGCUUUUUUACUAAUUUCAAAUCUAAUCAAAUCCCAUAUGCAAAUUCACACGGGAGAAAAACCUUAUAAAUGUGCCUCUUGUGGAAAGGGUUUUCAAUGGUUUUCAAAACUUAAGGUCCAUAUGCUGACACACAGUGGAGAGAAGCCGUGUAAAUGUGUCCAGUGUGGAAGAGAAUUUGCGCACCCUGCAUAUACUAAAAUCCACAUGCUAACUCAGACUGGAGAGAAGGCUCAUAAAUGCAUCCAGUGUGGAAGAGAAUUUGCGCACCCUUCAUAUCUUAAGAAACACAUGCUAACUCACACUGGAGAGAAGCCUCAUAAAUGUGUCCAGUGUGGAAGAGCAUUUGCACACUCUUCAUAUCUUAGCAAACAUAAGCUAACUCACACUGGAGAAAAGCGUCAUAAAUGUGUUCAGUGUGGAAGACCAUUUUCACUAAUGAGUAGUCUGAAACGCCAUAUGCUAGUGCACACUAAAAAAAUACUGCACUCUCAGAAAAGAAAGAAUAGAAUUGUACCUUCAGAGGUACCAAGGCUCAUCGCUAGGGCAGCACCCUCAAAGGAACAAAAUGUGUACCUUUAAACCGGGUACAUAUAUGUACCCUUACAGUUUGUACCCUUUGGUGGUAAAUAUGUACCCUAAGGUACAAACUUGUAUCUUGUACAACUUGUACAUUGACCCCAAUUUGGACCCCAAUUGUACCCUUUUUUCUGAGAGUGUAGAUUUGAUUCAUUUAAUUCUUUUUCGUCUGUGAGUGCAAAAAACUGAUGAUGCCAAUGUGAAUUUUCUUAUGCUAGUGCACAGAAGGGAUAAAAGGUAAAAAGAGAUGAUUUUUUUUUAAAAGAGUUAAAAUGGCUGGGAGUUGAAAAUAGAGAGUUAAAAUUGCAGGGAGUUGAAAAAUUCUGUGAUAGAUUUUAUUAAUUUAACUAUUUUCCUGUCCGCCAAUGCAUAAAACAGUACCUAUGUACUGAUGAUGAAAAUGUGAAGUGAAUUGAAAUUAAAAGUCUGAUACCAAAAAACAGUGUGGUGUGCUGGAAUCUUAUGUGAGGAUGUUCAAAGACCCACACCUUUUAAAUUAGUUAUUUUUAACUUUUGUGCUAAUGUUCUACUUAGCUAUUGCCAGGGGUGAAAGUAAGCCGGUACUGGCCGGUACGGAGU
Molecule: messenger RNA, 2162 nt
Organism: Alosa alosa (allis shad)
Lineage: Eukaryota; Metazoa; Chordata; Actinopteri; Clupeiformes; Clupeidae
Product: zinc finger protein 493-like
Exons: 3
Coding region: 66-1586 (506 amino acids)
Biological process (GO): regulation of transcription by RNA polymerase II
Molecular function (GO): RNA polymerase II cis-regulatory region sequence-specific DNA binding; DNA-binding transcription factor activity
Source: RefSeq, a predicted model, not a curated record